Molecule: messenger RNA, 4058 nt
Organism: Choloepus didactylus (southern two-toed sloth)
Lineage: Eukaryota; Metazoa; Chordata; Mammalia; Pilosa; Megalonychidae
Gene: MAP3K8
Product: mitogen-activated protein kinase kinase kinase 8
Exons: 8
Coding region: 1688-3091 (467 amino acids)
Biological process (GO): protein phosphorylation
Molecular function (GO): protein kinase activity; ATP binding
Source: RefSeq, a predicted model, not a curated record
CAGGAGGGCGCUGAGCCGUCGGGGUGCCGCGCGGAGGAGACAGAUACAAUCUUUGCAACCUCACUGUCAUGAAGGUGGGGGAAGAGGUAGCCACAUCCCAUCUGCAGAUAAGAAAGGAGGUCUAAAGCCACAUCUGCACACACAGGAACCUGACUCAGUGCUUCUCUUUGGGGGCAUGGAAUAGUCACUAGAAGUCACACCGCUUGUUGACAGGUACCAGGCCCUGCUCUGAGCUCUGUAUGCACCUCAGCUCAUUGAAGCCUCUGGGGCAGAUGCUGUUAUAUUGCCUCCAUUUUACAGACGGGGAAAUUGAGAUACAGGUUUGACCCCAGACUGUCUGCUUCCCAAGUCAGUGAUUCAAUUCCAACCAGGACACUAGACUGCCCUCUGCAGACAUAAUUUGUACAUACGAAAACGAGGGUCAAGUCCGUUAAUGACGAUGCUCGGUGGUGUAGUUCUUUGGUUAAGUGCAGUUCACCCAGGCAGAUCACCGCAUCCUGCGAGCCUAGAGCUUUGAACUGUGGUGGGGGCUGUCAGCACUGAGUGCUUGUGUGUUAAGAGCAUGUGAUUUUAAGAACCUGAACCAUUUUUUUCAGAGAGAGGUUGUAUGCUUUCAGAGACGCAGUGGUUUGAGUAGAAAGAUAUGCUUUGAAAUUCUUUCAGGUCUCUUAGAUCCUUUUAUCUUUUCUCCUUCAGAAUGAAUUUGCUCUAAAAUCCUGUGUAAUACAUCCCUUUUCAGCCUUGCUUUACCUCCUUUUUCUCACUUAUGGUUUCCCAGUUGUGGCACCUGAUCUGUAUAUAAGAACUGCAAUACAGGAUUGGCGAGAUUAGUUAGUUGGCCUUACCCAUCUCUUGCCUAUGAUAGAUCUGGCUUUCCGGGUCUCUUUACGCUACCACAACUCUAGAGGGUCAUUUGCCUAGAUAUUAAAUUAAGUCUCCUGGACCCUUGAAAUGACUGGUCUGCACUAUUGAGGAAUUUGGAGCCCAGGAGGAGACCAGCUGAUUCCCAAGUUAAAUGAAUCAUUUCCUUUCUCACACUCAUGGUUGGCAGAACUAAGACAUCAGAUUUGCUCUUUAACUCAUUUGCAUCAGAAUUAUUCCUGAAACUUGACCUAUUGUCAUACAGUUUUCUUAGAUUAAAAUCCAUUUUAUGGGCAACUGGCUUCAGGGUCUGAAUGUUAUUUACCAAGUUAGGUACGUACAUAAUUUAGUAAAGUGGUUCUUUUUCUUUAAAAUCACCCUUGGCAUGAAAGCCAGUGAUCCCUGCAGGGUCCUCGCCACCUUGGGCGAGCAGCAAGAUUGAUCAGGGUUGGGAACUAUUGAAGUCCAGAAACCUUAGCUCUUCAGAGAUUCCUGGGCUGCUCUUUAUUUGGUGGAAGUUUGAUUUCAGAGGCCGUAGCUGAUGCUGCCAACCAGGAAGGUCUCUGGGCUCAGGUUUCUUCUCUGCAAAGUAAACCCUUUGGGCUAAAGGUUAUCUGAGGUCCCUUUUACUCUUCCCUGUCUGUAAACUUGAAUCCACACACCCUGUUGACACGGAGCCCUCAUUUUAUAAACAAGCGUCUGUAGAACAAUAUUCCUUAUCCUUUUGCAUCUAUUUCCAGUUGAUUACCAGUGCUGUAGUGAAACAAACACAGGGCAAUAAAUAUUGGUGUUUUCUUUUGCAGACUCCCUGGAAAGCACAACAGUGAUGGAGUACAUGAGCACUGGAAGUGACAAUAAAGAAGAAAUUGAUUUGUUAAUUAAACAUUUGAACGUGUCUGAUGUAAUAGAUAUUAUGGAAAAUCUUUACACGAGUGAAGAGCCGGCGGUUUAUGAACCCAGUCUAAUGACCAUGUGUCCAGAUGACAAUCAAAACGAGGAGCGUACGGAGUCCCUGCUGCUCAGUGGCAAGGAGGUGCCUUCGUUGUCGUCAGUCAGAUACGGGACAGUAGAGGAUUUGCUUGCCUUCGCCAACCAUAUAUCCAAUACUGCAAAGCGUUUUUAUGGACAUCGACCACAAGAAUCUGGAAUUUUAUUAAAUAUGGUGAUCACUCCCCAAAAUGGUCGCUAUCAAAUAGACUCAGAUGUGCUCCUCAUUCCUUGGAAGCUGACUUACAGGAAUAUUGGCUCCGAUUUCAUCCCUCGGGGGGCCUUUGGAAAAGUGUACUUAGCACAAGACAUAAAGACAAAGAAAAGAAUGGCAUGUAAACUGAUCCCAGUAGAUCAGUUUAAGCCAUCAGAUGUUGAAAUCCAGGCUUGCUUCCGACACGAGAACAUCGCUGAGUUAUACGGCGUGGUCCUGUGGGGUGAAACCGUCCAUCUCUUUAUGGAAGCAGGCGAGGGAGGGUCUGUUAUGGAGAAACUGGAGAGCUGUGGACCACUGAGAGAAUUUGAAAUUAUUUGGGUGACAAAGCAUGUUCUCAAGGGACUUGAUUUUUUACACUCAAAGAAAGUAAUUCACCACGAUAUUAAACCCAGCAACAUCGUUUUCAUGUCCACAAAGGCCGUUUUGGUGGAUUUUGGCCUAAGUGUUCAAAUGACUGAAGAUAUCUACUUUCCUAAGGACCUCCGGGGAACAGAGAUUUACAUGAGCCCAGAGGUGAUUCUGUGCAGGGGCCAUUCAACCAAAGCCGACAUCUACAGCCUGGGGGCCACCCUCAUCCAUAUGCAGACGGGCACCCCGCCCUGGGUGAAGCGCUAUCCCCGCUCAGCCUACCCCUCCUACCUGUACAUAAUCCACAAGCAAGCGCCUCCGUUAGAAGACAUUGCAGACAACUGCAGUCCUGGCAUGAGGGAGCUGAUAGAGGCGGCUGUGGAGAGGAACCCCAACCACCGCCCUGGGGCGGCAGACCUCCUGAAGCAUGAGGCCCUGAACCCCCCCAGGGAGGACCAGCCACGCUGUCAGAGUCUGGACUCCGCUCUCUUGGAGCAGAAGAGGCUGCUGAGUAGAAAGGAGUUGGAACUUCCUGAGAAUAUUGCUGAUUCUUCAAGCACAGGAAGCACCGAGGAAUCUGAGAUGCUAAAGAGGCAGCGUUCUCUCUACAUAGACCUCGGAGCCCUGGCUGGCUAUUUCAAUCUCGUUCGGGGUCCACCAACUCUAGAAUAUGGCUGAUUGAUGACAACGUUUGCUCCAAAUUAAGACCUAUCUGUCUUCUGGAAGCUGAUUCUGCAGACUGUAAACGAGACCUCUGUAUAGGGAAUUAUGUUGUUGAUUAGCUGGCAUCAUGGGCCUCAAUGACGCGUGAAUGUGAGCUCCAAGCAGCUCCUGAGCAUUUGAUUAUGAAGCUACACUGGUACAACACAUCAGGUCUAAAGGUUCUCAUUUCUCAGGUGGUGUAUCUCCAAGGAAGGAAGUUGAGAGUUCAUAGAAGGAUUGUUUUUGGUGACUGAUUUCCAUUCACUGUGCACUUUGCUUAAAAUUUUAAAAAUACCAAUCGCAAGGGUAAUAUAUUAGCUUAAAAUUACUAUUCUUGAUUUUAACUUAAGUAUGGGAUCUUCAUUUAAGUCAGAAUCAUUGUUUGGUGUACAUAUUAUCUGAUAACUCUUUGAGCCAUUGUUGGUAGACUCUAGUAUAAAUUGGAUUCAUUAUAUUCUGGGUAACUAGAACAACUUGAGUAUUUUAGCAAUAAGCUGAACUAGUGCCUUAAAAAUGGCUAACUGGUUAAAAGAGGAGCCCUCUGACGGCAUGCCACUUAUAACCAGUCCUGUUCUGUUCCUAUGGAAACAUUUUUGUAACUGUACAUGCUAUGCUUUAAACAUUUAAAACGACGUUUUGAAUGUGGAUAAAACUGUGAAAACCACAUAAUUUCUGUACAUCCCAAAGGAUGAGAAAGUGACCUUUAAGGAAAAUGGAAACUUUUGUAAAUACUGACUGAUACCUCUUUUGUAAUUUUAUGUCUCUACUUUCUUUUAAGCAUUUGUAUAUUAAAAUAGCAUACUGUGUAUGUUUUAUAUCAAAUGCUUUCAUGAAAUUCUCUUAUAUAUAUUUUAACAUUGUAAAGUAUAUGAGUACUCCUAUUUAAAGUAUGUUUUUACAUCAGGCAAAUAAACCAACAUUUUUGUCCAAUGUGAUUGGCUAA